Molecule: messenger RNA, 8556 nt
Organism: Dermacentor andersoni
Lineage: Eukaryota; Metazoa; Arthropoda; Arachnida; Ixodida; Ixodidae
Gene: Nep3
Product: M13 family metallopeptidase neprilysin 3
Biological process (GO): protein processing
Cellular component (GO): plasma membrane
Molecular function (GO): metalloendopeptidase activity
Source: RefSeq, a predicted model, not a curated record
CUCCCACCGUCGUCGCCGCCGCCGCUCGACAACGUCUCGCAUCGCGCAUCAGCGGCAGAAUGGCGGGCUCAGCAACGACGCCGUGGUCGGCUGGCGAUGCAACCUCCUCCGCGUGAGCUGCGGUAGCGCAGCCCGCCGCUGUCAACUCGCUUCUGGCCGUGCAGGACAGCAACGCGCCACAGCGGACCAGCGAGCGACUGAUCCGGUCGCCGUGGCAACGUCUUCGCGACACGAAACAUGAAUGGCAUUCAGCUCAAACCGAUGCCGAGGUACAAGCGGACCGACUUCGAGGACGAGGAGACGAGCAGCGCGAGCAGCAUGCCCGUGGACGCCACCGGCAGCUCCACGGUGCUCACCGACAUCAAGUCCGGCGGCGGCGGGGGCGGCGGCGGCGGGAGCUCGGCCACCGCCGCGAUGCUCAACCCGCUCGGCGUGCGCUACUCGGUGUCCGGCGGACACAGGCGCACCUUCUGGCAGCGGGCGUCGCCGCUCGAGCGGUUCCUGCUGGCAUUGGUCGCCCUGCUCGCGUUCGUGGUGCUCGUGCUCUCCGUCGUGGUCAGCGUCAACACGGGAAGCGUCCGGGAGAGGAUCAUCGAGCGCGUCGCCCAGCCCUCGCAGCCUAAGUACUGCGUGACGCCGGCGUGCGUGACGGUGGCCAGCUCCAUCCUCAACGCCAUGGACCCGGAGACGGACCCGUGCGAGGACUUCUACCAGUACUCGUGCGGCGGCUGGAUCAAGGCGAACCCGCUGCCCGACGGCAAGUCCAUCUGGGGCACCUUCGGCAAGCUCUGGCAGGAGAACCAGCUCGUCAUGAAGAACGUGCUGGAGGACGAGAAAACGGAGCUCAAAAGUGAAGCAGAGCAGAAAGCUCGCAUCUACUACUACUCAUGUCUGGACAAGAACGACACCGUUGAAAGCCUCGGUUCCAAGCCCAUCGUCAAUCUCCUGGACAUUGUGGGCGGCUGGAACGUGACGGGCAACUACUCGAUGGACACGUGGCAGCUGCAGCCGGCGCUGCAGCUCAUCCAUAACGUGUACUCGCGCUCGGGCCUCUUUUCGUGGGCUGUGGGCGAGGACGACCGAAACUCGUCCAGGCACGUGGUCCAGGUCGACCAGGGGGGCCUCAUCCUGCCCUCCAGGGACUACUACCUCAACAAGACCAAAGACGACAAGGUUUUGAAUGCCUACCUCACGUACAUGACUUCCAUCGGCGUGCUGCUCGGGGGCAAAGAAUCCGACGUGAAGGCGCAGAUGCAGGACGUCAUCGACUUUGAAAAGAGACUGGCUAACAUAACGGUGCCGGCGGAAGAGCGUCGUGACGAUGAGCGCCUCUACCACAAAAUGACGGUGGCCGACCUGCAAAAGCGGGCACCGCUACUCAACUGGACGGAGUACUUCACCAGCGCUUUCGCCCAGAUUAAUCGGACCAUACCGCCGACCCAGGACGUGGUGGUGUAUGCGCCGGAAUACAUGGGCAACAUGACCCAGCUAGUCCAAGAGUACAUGAACACCACAAGGGGCAAAAUCACGAUAUGCAACUACCUGGGUUGGAGCCUGGUGCACUCGAUGGUGUCGUACCUAUCCGAGCCCUUCCGCGAGGCGUCCAAGGUCCUGCGGAAAGCUUUGAUGGGCUCGGACGGAUCGGACACCACGUGGCGCUACUGCGUCACCGACACCAACAACGUCAUCGGUUUCGCCCUGGGCGCCAUGUUUGUCAGGGAAGUGUUCGACGGCGACAGCAAGCCCCUCAAUAUGCCAGGUAGCCGACAUUCCGCUGGUGCAGUGGAUGACUCUUGUUCCCGGAACAAAUUGGUUAAUUCUACAAAGUUACAGGCUCAGAACAUGAUCAAAGAGGUGAAAGAUGCAUUCAAGAACAACCUACCCAUGCUCAAAUGGAUGGACAAAGAGACCAGGGAGCUCGCUAAAGAAAAGGCGGAUGCCAUCACUGAUAUGAUUGGCUUUCCUGAUUUCAUCACCGACCCGAAAAAGCUGGACGAAAAAUACAAAGGCCUGGAGUUUGUAGAGAACGAAUACUUCGAAAACAACAUCCGGGUGAGCCAGUUCCUGCUCAAAAAGAACAUGCAGCGCCUGUACCGGCCAAGCAACAAGACUGAGUGGGAGAUGACGCCAACCAUCGUGAACGCUUACUACACGCCGACCAAGAACCAGAUCGUUUUCCCGGCUGGGAUCCUGCAGGCGCCGUUCUACGAUCCCAAUUAUCCAAAGUCUCUCAAUUUCGGAGCCAUGGGAGUGGUCAUGGGACACGAGCUGACUCACGCCUUCGAUGAUCAAGGACGAGAAUACGACAAGUCCGGCAACCUUAACCAGUGGUGGAAGAACUCAACCAUUCAGAGCUUCCAAUCGAGGGCUCAGUGCUUCAUUGACCAGUAUUCAAAUUACACUGCCAACAACGAAAACCUCAACGGAAAGCAAACACUGGGAGAAAACAUCGCGGACAACGGAGGUCUCAAAGCCGCUUUUCAUGCAUUCGAGGAAUGGCUGGACAGGCACCCCGACGAGCCGCCUCUGCCCGGCGUGAACCUGACGCACAAGCAGCUGUUCUACGUCGGCUUCGCCCAAGUGUGGUGCUCCACCGAAACGCCGGAGGCCAUCCACUUGCAGAUCCUCAGUGACCCCCACUCGCCGGCGAAGUUCAGGGUCACGGGGCCGGUGUCCAACUCCGAUGAGUUCACCAGGGAGUUCAAGUGCAGAAAGAACAGCGCCAUGAACACUCGGAAGAAGUGCGAAGUAUGGUGAUGGAACAGGCCACGACACGACGUAAUGAAAGUGAAAGAGUCUGCCGCACCUACGCAAGCACACUUAAGGUCAGCAUUUCUUGGGUCCCAGUCUCCAGGCUGCGCGACAUCGGGACCCCUUCGAGCUUUUCCCUUACAUGCAAGCGGUACAGCCUAUCGAAGGAUGAAAAACUGAGCGGGUCAUGCUUUCUAGGCUUUAUUUUCGUGUACAUAGCGGAUAGCGUAUUCGAAAAUGCGUACGUCAAAGGCAAAGCGAGAACGCAGCUGGCAACCAUCCUCACAUUCAGUGUUUAGAGUUAACGUGUAAGAAUGUGCCUCGCGACUCUGCUUUCCGUGGUGUACAUAAGUACUUGUUGCUUUUUGUGCUGUGUGUACCUGUUGUUUUGUUAUCGUGUACGAAGAGCUCACGUGCUUACCACGCGUUUAUACAGCCAUACUAUAUGUACGCGUGUGUAUGGGCAUCGAAGUGUGAAAACGAGCAGUUAAAUCGCCAUAAAGAGAGUAGAGGCACACCUGUGACGAAACGGCAUCAGCGCCACGGCAGCGGUCAUGUCAUUUUUACAAAAGCUUGAGCCCUGACAAACGAAGAUCUUGCAGGACAACUGCCAGCCACAAAAGCCUUCAUAUUUCUUCUCGCCUCGUUUAGCGAGUAUUGGUCUGAAAGAUGGCAUCUGCUUUUCGAAUAGUCCAACAUUGUUCACAGUUUGUCAGUUUACUAAAACAUGCGAUAUACCCAGCCUCGUGCAUAAAGCGCUUGCAAGUGACUAUUGCGUGGCUUAUGCUGCACACAAUUAACGACGGUUGAUAGAAAGGCGUGGGAAGUAGCAACAUUGCUGAAAAGUACUGAGCAAGCGAAAAGAAAGUGUAACGCGUGUGAAGAAGUUACACAUUUGGAUAAAUGUGCAAUGGCGCGCGCCAUUGUGAGAUAUGAAAGGACAGUGCGUGCGUGCCGGACAGCGUCCCUGUUCUUAUGCGUGACAUUGCACGAAGUCACCCAAAAACACGCUUUCACUCCAGAACCAUGUUUUGUUCCUUAUGAUGCCCGGAAUGUAAGAUAAGCAUCAUAGCUGCUGAAGUUGGGCGAUACGAUUUGCUUCAACAGACGUGGCUGGACGAACAUAACUGACAGGUUUCCAGGCUGCCAGAUAUAUCUAUCUUCAAGCGCAGUACGGCUACGUUUGCCUACCCGUGCGUACGUUUGCCUACCCGUGGCGAAUGGAUUGAAUAAUAAGUAACGAGCUCAAGUAGUGAGCUCAAAUUGAGUAAUGAGCUCUAGGCUACCACUCACUGUAUCUAUGUGCUACAUUUAUGAACGGCUGGCUCUGAUUCUUAAUGAAGUAGCGUUAAUAUCUCCAACUUAAGUGCUAGCCGCGAAGUAGCCUUAUAAAGUGAACAAUGCUUGCAAUGCAGGUUCGUUGGUUCAUCAUGUCAGGGCGAGUUAUAGGUCAAAGACCACAAUGACACAAGAGAACAUUUGACACACCCGGAAUUGUGUGUGCCCGAUGUGUCUUUUUGUGUCCUUGUUCUUCCGCUAUAGCCAUAGCCUUGUCGGUAUAAAACCACUUUUCUGUCUUCAACUGAGUGUCAUUUUUUGCUACCGGCGGACAACUUAAAGUGCUGAAAAGCCACAGCUCACAAAAGCCGACUAAUUGCUUGACUUCUGCCACAAAAAGCUACCAAGUUGUAGCGUGACCACUAGCAAAGCUGCACUAGUCUAAGCGUGCGCUCUAAGACCGGACGUUAGUGAGCGCGAUGUCAUAGUAACUAGGCGUCACUAUGACCACUCUUUGUUGCGGCAGAGAUGUGAUGCUGUUGCAUCAUCCUGUCAAAGCGAAUGGCUGUCGUUUAGCCCAUGUUUACGGCAAUGAACGAUCACGAUGUCUUCGUUUGCCAAGGCUGUUGCUGUUAUGGAAUACACAAGCUAGGUACGGAAGCAUGCGCGCAAUUAUGCUUACGAAAGCCAGAUGCUGUCGCUUUCAUUUGAGCAUACAUGUAAUUAGUGCCGCCGUGGCACGGUCGUAGAUAAGCGCGAACCUUCCUGUUGCGAUAAGGGUGCCUACGAGGAGUUGUGAUCUUGUUGAGAGCGCUUUGACACGGAUGUCAUUCAGUUAUCGAGAUAUUUCACACAGAUGUACUAUGUGGUUGAUGGUGUUGCUGUUCUCAGUUUGUUUUUCGUAUCUGUUUCUGCGCCCUUUAUGAGCAGUUCAAAGGUUUGAUGAUACAUUUCCAUGCUUAGUUCGGUUCAUGAUGCACUUGAAAUCUGUACAUAUCAACAAUGACAAAUGGUACGAGCUAAGUCUCGUGUCAAAGAAGUUGAAAGCCUAUGUCUUCAAACACUAGGAUGUGGAAUUUUUUGGGCAGUUAGUGCUCAUAUAUCCCAAUAGUCGAGCCUCAAAAAAAUUUGACACGAAUGACAAACAUAACAAAAUCGUUUCCUGUACCUAGCUUGCGAAUCCUACAUUCCUUACGGCUGCACUGAGUGACGGCGCAUUUUUUUUUUCACAUCCACAUCUACUAGUCAAAUUAAUCGAACACAAAGAAACUACAUGUACACUGUGUUCUUUAUAUAAGUAUUCUGCAUUUCCCUUUAGAUAGCGCCAGCUCCAACAGGGUAAGUAUGGUAAUGAAGACAUUUUGUUGACAUCAGCCAUCUGUACCAGUGACAUUUUUCGAGUUUAUCACGGUGGCUUGGCGGUGUGUACCGAAAGCAGUGAUCAGCUUGCUCGUUAUUGUGUUUCUGCGCUGCCUUUUGCGCACACAGGACGCAGUACUCCGCUCACCGGCAAGUAUUUAACAAACAUUUUAAGCCAGCAGCAGCGACCGACAUUCAAUGGUAGCGCGAAUGACGUCUUGAAACAGCUGUAGGCACAGCUAUGUAUACACUUUUUCACGAUGUAACAUGUUAAUUCGUUGUGCAGCCAAAGCGCAGUAAGACGGCGACAAUACUUAGCAUUACAGGGGCUUUGCCGCUCAGUAGAAAGCCGUUAAGACCAUUCAGUUUUCCUACACCAAAGUCUAGAAGCGACCUUCAAUAACAAGGACGGCAACGACUUGAAAUUUUCCUACUGAACGCGAUUUCAUAUCAGUGCAUUUAUAUCUACGUCUUGUUACAAGCCCUGUAUAUCAAAGGCAAAACAAACGAACUCAUACAAAAGCACAAAUUUCAACACCCGACCCUCAAAAUGCGCUAACGCAUUGGCAGACAACAUUGCGACGAUGAUGGAUCGAGCUUAUAAAGCUAAAUUUCUGUGAGGCAGAUGACGACCAGGCAGACACCCGACCAACAAGAGUUAAUAUAAGAAUACAUUAAAAAAGAUACUGCGCCUGCCUAUGAAGAUCAGUUGCAUUAAGCAUCUGAGGAGCUAGAGCGUAGGAAUUCUAAGCGAAAGCACAAUUACAUUACUCUUACGAAAAGCGUUUUCACCGCGAGCUUAUCAGAGUUAAAAAAGAAGAAGAAAGCAGCGAAAAACCGCAUUUGCGAGAAAAGCAAGCCCCUGCAUGUCCCAAGAAAAAUGAAAAUCUCGUCUCUGUCAUCGAAGUAUCGUCAAAAAAGCAUGUUGUAUGGAGAAUGGGUCGCCAUUAAGGACCUUCCAUAACCUGGCGUGAGUUUGGUUCUUUGUACAAAACCGUUGUUUAUAUAUUUACAGCCACAUGUACAGCGCUAUAGAAAAGAGGCUCUGUGUAUAGCGGACAAUGUCAUGUAGCAGUGUACUCGUAGCUCUGUGAAUUGGGAACAGUGGUCUGUCGCUUUCCACGUUGUAUUUAAACACCAUUGAGUGAAUCUUGUUUUGUUGUCAUUGUACACAUAGCAUAUUCGCACCUUCCUUUCUCCUUUGUAUUUUUUUUCAAGCUUGUUUGUGUACGUUGUAUGUCGCAGUGUUAGAGGUGCAUUGUUCUCUAUGUGCGUUCUGUACUCCCUCUGGGUGAGGAGUCGCCAGUUUUUGAUCACUACUGUCAAUAUCUGUAAAGAAAGGCUGAUGUUGACGGAGCUUGGCUGAUAUGUGCGGUUUAACAAGCAGGAAACCAUUUGUUAUUGUUUUUGCAAGUUACAUGUGUCCAAUUAUAUGUCUGGUGAAAUCUGUUCUAGUUUCGUGUGUUUUGUCAUGACUACGUGUUUGAGAAUUGCUAUGUUUUGCUGUAUUGGAAAGCUUGCAUGCUGCAGCCUGAAUAUUGGAGGCGUUAGGCCUUCUUCGAGGAAGUGUCACACGAGCCUGCAGCUUGAUUCUCUACUGGACGUCAAAAUUAUCAGCCAGUCGAAGCCUCCACACAAUGUGAAAGCGUUCACGAAGCUUCACGUGCCCAGCGAUCAAUAAACAUUCUAACGGACUAGUUAACGCUCAGGACAGCACAUCGUUAAUAUUCAAGCGUCGAGGUAGCACUAGAUUCAUGCUUGAAUCAAGAGUGAAGACUGCUAGGAUGAUAUAAGUGGCACUUUACCGAGAUGAAACGACUUAACGCCACUGUAUCACUUGUUCCUGGUGUACUUUGAGAUUUGUUAUGCAAUUGUAUACCACAUGCUUAUGAGGAAACAUUGGGCUAGUCGACAAUUAUCAACGAGAUGCAGCGAAACAAAGGCGAACACUCGACAAUUAAGUAAAAAAGAGACGCGGUUUUAAUCAAGUGUAACGUGUCCCGUUUAUUUCCUCGUAACGUGUUAGUGUUUGUUGGCCUGUCAAUGGUGAAUAAUACGACAUGAUUUGACGUGCCACUUUCUGAGAGGAAUGCGCAGUCCGCAGCUUUCUAGAAAGCAUUAGGAAUGCCUCUCUGCCGUGGCUCUUAAGCUGUGAGUUCUGUACCAUAGCAGUGUACCUAACUAAAACAGUUAGCGUCCACCUUGCAAGGGAGCUGUGAUGAAGUUUAAAAAAAAAAAACUGCUUAGUUAAGGACCACGUUGGUGAAUAAACAAAAAGGAAAAUAAGGACACGCACAGAUAUCUAUGGGAGGACAGCCUCUGAGCGCAGAUAUCAAGCAUGCAUUCUCUGUUCGAGGGUGUCGUCGUAACGAAGACACGCUUCUGCUUUUUAGAAAUGCUAGUUGGGCAAGGUCGUACAUCUUUGCAACAAAGUGAACUGCGCGAACGACAAGGGGCAGUGGAAGGAGACACGAAUUGUCUCCUUCCACUGUCUCGUGUCAUUUUUCGCGUUCAUCUUCUGCUUUUUAGCGCGUUCGGCGCAUGAGUAUAAUCAAAGUACACGCAGUUUGUUUCGAAGAUGAACUUAUAUUGACGUUCGUGUUUCGUGCAUAGCGUGUGGAUAUCCAUACCUUAAAUCUUGUUUUCUUUUCUUUUUGGCGCAUCGUGUGCAGUGGAUGGCCUCAUUUUCCAAAGUGAAGCAUGUUCUAAUCUCUAGUCAAGUUAUAAGCAUGCACACUGCUUGACAAGCGUCUGCGGUUACAAGCACGUGUUACACCUAUUUGUGUCAGCCGGACCGACCAGUCCUUCAGUAUGUUACUUGUGCUUUAUACCGAUCGCAUUGUACCAUAGUAUACGACUCUGUAUGUGAAUGACUGCAGUUACUUCUACAAUUUUCAUCCGAGAUUUUUUUUUUGCUCGUAGAAAGAGUUCCAUUUAACUGCACGCAUGUAUAAAUAUGUUUGUCUUGGCACUUUGAUUACGUUGGAAAUAAUUGUCUCGUUGUUAUUUGUAUGAUAGAUGAGAGCGACAUCUUAUGUUGUAUGUUGUUCAAAAACAAAAGAGAAAUGUCCUUGAAGCUGAGCACAACAUCCCGCGGGGUCAGUGGCAAUAUUUUGUGUUUGUCUGUGAAGUUUUUCGAAUAAAGUAAGCUUUGUUUGAUAACAUGAA